Molecule: messenger RNA, 1758 nt
Organism: Arachis stenosperma
Lineage: Eukaryota; Viridiplantae; Streptophyta; Magnoliopsida; Fabales; Fabaceae
Product: protein FAR1-RELATED SEQUENCE 5-like
Exons: 2
Coding region: 1-1758 (585 amino acids)
Biological process (GO): regulation of DNA-templated transcription
Source: RefSeq, a predicted model, not a curated record
AUGUCUUCUUGUAGCAGAACGAUCCCUGGACUGGAUGCUUCUGGGGAAGAGAAUUUUGAUGGAUUCGGCGAUACCGGAGAUAUCGAUGCAACGGAAUCACUACUGGACAUUGGGAUGGAAACAGAGGAAGAAGAGUUGGGGGAAGAAUCACCCAAUGAAGAGGACGGUGAACAGAACGGCAGUGCUGAGCAUGUUGUGUUUGGUCGUGCACAGAUAUUGGAGAUGGAGUUCGCAAACCCGGAUGAGGCAUGUCGUUUUUAUGAGCAAUAUAGUCGAGCAAAGGGUUUUGCGAUGCGUCAAGGAAAGAAACUAAAGAAUAGGAAGGGUGAAAUCGUGCGAUACACGUAUUUGUGCAACAGAGAAGGAUUCAGAGAUAGAAAAUGGCUUGAGAUGCAGGAUCGAAAGAGGGAGCACAAGGUUGUUACUCGAUGUGGAUGUCAGGCAGAGAUGAGGAUAAAGCAAAAAGCCGAGAGCAACAAUUGGUAUGUGUCUCGUUUUGUUGAUGAGCAUAACCACGACCUUCUCCCGGCAAAGUUUGUGUCAUACCUGCCAGCAUAUAGGAAAAUAUCCGAUGUUGAUAGAGCCCACAUGGAGAGUUUGAGGCAGGUUGGAAUUUCAAUUCCCAAAAUUUACGAGUCUAUUGCCGCCCAGGCUGGGGGUUUUAACCUAGUUCCGUUCACAAAGAGAGAUAUGUAUAAUGUCGUUAGGCGGCAACGAGCAAUGCAAAGCGGCGAUGUGAAUGCCGCGUUACGGUAUUUCAAUGUUUGUGCAAGGAGAGAUGAUAAUAUGUAUUGGCGGUAUGAGGUUGGGGCUGAGCAAAAUAUGUGUGAUCUUUUUUGGAGCGACGGGCGUAGUCAGGAUGAUUAUAAGUUAUUUGGUGAUGUUUUGGCAUUUGAUGCGACUUACGGGCGAAACAAGUACAAUUUGCCAGUGAUAGUGUUCUCCGGGGUGAACCACCAUAACCAGACAUGUGUCUUUGGCGCAGCCAUGGUGUCUUCCGAAACACAAGCAUCGUAUGUGUGGGUGUUGAGCAAGUUUUUAGAGUGCAUGGGGGGGAAAGCACCGAAGGCAGUCAUCACUGAUGGGGACAAGUCAAUGCGGUUUGCCAUUCAGGAAGUAUUUUCAGAAGCUCAUCACAGGCUCUGUGCGUGGCACCUACUAAAAAAUGCAACUGUGAAUGUGUGCAAGCCUCGAUUCACAACUCUGCUUAGAAAUUGCAUGCUUGCCGACGUGGAGGUGGAGGAGUUUGAAAGGCAAUGGGAGGCAAUGAUGGAUGAGUGUCUUGUUAGGGAAGUAGAGUGGGUAAAGGAUUUAUACACGAAGAAGAUGGCAUGGGCUACCGCUUACAUACGCGGUUGCUUUUAUGCUGGCUUGAGGACGACAUCACGAUGUGAGUCACUGCAUGCAAAGAUGGGGAGGUUUGUGGAGAGGCGAUAUGGAAUAUUGGAUUUCGUGACGAACUUCCAACGGUGUGUUGAAUUCUUGAGAGAUAAUGAGGAAGAGCUUGACUUUAGGUCGUUGUACGGGAGGCCGGUUCUUCAAACUCAGUUUCCGGAGCUAGAGAAGUCUGGUGCAGUGAACUACACGAGGGAAAUAUUCUUGCGUUUUAGAGAGGCCCUAAAAAGUAGUGUUCGGGUUACUAUCGUGGAGUGCAAGAAAUUGGAGGAUCGGACAGUUUAUGUGACACAAAAGUAUCGCAGGCCGCAAUUCAGGUGGACUGUUGCCCACCACUUUGGGACGGAUUCCUUUUUUUUGUAG